AAAAUAUAUAUAUAUUUGACAUGAAUUUGUAAUUCAAAAAUUGAAAAUAUUGCCCUCUUUAAUUGAGAAUAAUAUAAAUAUCUAAAUAAUAAUUAAAAAUUUAAUUAAAUAAUUUUUCCAGUGGAAAUAUAUUAUUUUCUCAAAUAUUAAUGUUAUGAAAGUUUUCUGUGUUUAUAAAGUCAUUACAAAGUCAAAUCAAAAUUAAUUGCUGUUCAAUCAUUUACUAUUACAGUGUGCAAAAAUGGAGGCAAAUAUUUUCGAAAAUCCAUUAUUUAAUGCGGCAAAAAGAGGACUAUUCGAGGAAUUAAAGAAAAUUUGUGAAAAUCACAAUGAAAAAGAGGAAAAGAAACGUGAAUUUUAUCCAGCACUUUAUAUUGCGUCCUAUCAGGGUAAUGUGGAAAUUGUCAAAUAUUUAUUAUCCAUUGGAGCAGAUCCAAAUUAUUCAUUUAAAAAUUGUCUACCACCUUUACAUGCCGCGGCUCAAAAAGGUCGAAUAUUAAUAGGAAAAUUACUAUUAAAUUAUGGUGCUGAAAUUAAUUCUAAAGAAAAAAUUCAAUCAGAAACAAAUGAAAUAAAAGAGAUGAAUUAUUUUUCAACACCACUUCUUACGGCUUCACGCGGUGGACAUGAAUAUAUGGUGAAAUUUCUUUUGGAUAAUGGGGCAAAUAUUGAAGCAAAAUUAUCAUCGAUAUCAAUUAAAGUUUCAGUAAAGGCACAAAGUGCAAGAAUGUCACAAAAUAACGAAUCUGAUAUUCUUGUUUCAUCUAAUAAUGGUAUUUUGAAAAUAAUACUCAACAAACCAAGAAAGAAAAAUGCUAUAUCAACUGAGAUGUAUAAACAGCUUGGUGAUAUAAUAAAUGAAUCAGCAAAAAAUAAUGAUAUUCGAAUGUUAGUAUUGACUGGAGCUGGAGAUUUUUUUACAAGUGGAAAUGAAUUUAAUGUAUCAUUAAUGGGUGAUGUUGAAGGAUCCACACGAAAAUUUAAAGAAUUUGUCGAUGCUGUAAUAAAAUGCCCAAAACUUUUGGUGGCAAUUGUUAAUGGACCGGCAAUUGGAAUUGGAGUAACAGUUCUUGCACUAUUUGACAUUGUGUACGCCUCUGAAAAGGCAUAUUUUAACACACCUUUUUCAAAAUUGGGUCUCAUAGCAGAAAGUUGUUCAAGUUACACUUUUCCAAGGCUUAUGGGCAGAUCAAAGGCUGGAGAAAUGCUUUAUUUUUGUCAUCAAAUGAAUCCAGAGGAAGCUAGAGAGUGUGGUUUGAUUUCCAAAAUUUAUAAAUCUGAUUCCGUUGAUGAAAUUUGGAAAUAUUUGGAAACAAUAGUAACAACAAUGUCGUUUGAGACAAUUCAAGCAACAAAAAUGUUAAUUAAACGAUGGGAUAUGAAUAAAUUAUUAAAAGUAAAUGAAGAUGAAGUUAAAGAAUUGGUGAAAAGAUAUAAUUCCGAGGAUCUUGUGAAUCGAGUAUUAACUUUUGUCAAUAGAAAAAGUAAAUUGUAAAUAAACUAUUUUUAUGUUUUUAA
Molecule: messenger RNA, 1518 nt
Organism: Leptopilina boulardi
Lineage: Eukaryota; Metazoa; Arthropoda; Insecta; Hymenoptera; Figitidae
Product: enoyl-CoA delta isomerase 3, peroxisomal-like
Exons: 9
Coding region: 242-1495 (417 amino acids)
Molecular function (GO): protein binding
Source: RefSeq, a predicted model, not a curated record